AUGGCGCUUAGCAUUGCAUUUUCCCCGGCCUUAAUACCCCUCGGUCUAUUCUCUUAUUUUUGGACAUCCACGGACCUAUUUCUCUUUUUUCUAUUCAGCUUCAUUAGAAAACAACAUGCCAUUUUAGAUUUCCUCGCAUGUAUCAACCCCACCAGCGUCACCCAUAUCAUUGCAGCCAGCGCAACUUUAUGGAUAUCCGUUCAAGUUCUCAGGCUGUAUGCCGGACUCAACGCAUGCUCCUCUCCAGCAGAUGACUUCCCAGCGAAGCCAAUGUUCUUUCCUUGCAGGACAGCUCACACGAGGAUGUUUCCCACGAAACACUCAUUUUCAUAUUCUUACCUACUGGCUGGAGUUCCUGUAGGAUGGGGAGGGUCAACAGGAGGCAUGUUAUCCUCUGAUAUAGAGAAUCAACCAACCUCGUGGUAUCGCAGAGUAUUCUCUUUGAAGCCGUACAGUCCCUGGUUCACGGUUGAUGGGGAUGACUAUCUCGAGAGGGGUCAUGUAAACGGAGGACUUAAAGAGAAACUGCAAAACUAUCUCCACAGCCAGGGUAUCGAUCCAUCAGAGUUUGCCCACGCCUACCUCUUUACGGCUGCCCGCUUCCUAAAUUACGCUUCCAACCCGGUCUCAUUUUGGAAUCUCUACAGCUCCACCAAGGAACUUAAAGCUACCAUUCUAGAAGUAGGCAAUACCUUUGACGAGAAACAUAGAUACUUCUUGCGUCCCAAAACGAAUCAAACGCCAUCAAUCGAAAUCACUGAUAGUCCAAAAUUCUCCCAAUCCUGGCCGAAAGACUUUUACGUUUCCGUCUUUAAUUCUCGCGCUGGAUCUUACUUCUUGAAUACAACUGAUUCCUUAUUCCCCAACAUGAGCGGUAUGGAUCCCAUCAUUAACACCACAAUCACUCUCUCCUCAUCCUCUGGGAAACCAAAGCUCAUCGCUCGAGUGUUCUCCACUGAGCCAGCCUUCGACCCGUCUUCGAUGUCCGUACUGCAAAAGUUGAAAUUCCUAGCCAGCUGGUGUUGGGUGGGUUUUUCUACCUUCCCACGUACCAUCGUCCAAGCAUUGAUUAUCUUGUUCAAAAAAAAACUGCCUUGGGCCUUUAGACCAGAGCCAAGAAAAGAUACGCUGCCUCGGCAGGCGAUUGAGAUCGAAGUUUUCAUUGAGGGGAUAUUUCGUCGAUAUCUGCAAUAUUUUAUCCACCAUAGCCCAGUGCCUAUGAAAUUGUCGUAUAUACCUGCUGGGUCGGUUGACACAUCCAGAGAAGUGAUGACUUCUCCUUCCGUACAGCUUGUAUCAGAAAACGAAGUGAAGGAAUUAGAACUAAGAGUUUUGACUCCACUGUUCUACUCACGAUAUGUCAAGUAUCCGUCUUGCCUACACGCUCUUAUUUUAGAAUCUCAUCUUCUAAACUCUACGAUUUCACUCUCGAAUCCUGAGCUGGUCUUAAAACUUGCAGCUGCUCAGCUGAAAAGCUCGACUCCUCCAACCUUUUCUUCUUUCUGGGAAAGAUUGUCGUUUUAUUUUCUUCGCAAUCUUCGUACAGAUGCGGGCGUAAUUCAGAACUGCGAAACAAAGUCUGAAACUGCGAAUAACAUGGUCGGAGCUCUGCCUGAGAUAAAGGACAACAACAGGACCUCGGAACUCGAACGAUUCAUCCUGAAAGUCGGCACAUCAGCCCAGCGCUUGGACUAUAUACGGGGAGUAGGCAAGGUGUACCUCGCGGACAGGAUCGCGUUAGGGUGGGUUGAGAUAUUGGAUUUAGAAGUCUUCGUGGUGAAGGUUGGAUUUUUGUGGUGGACUGUGAAGACGCUUGUCUGA
This is a messenger RNA of Lachnellula hyalina, 1821 nucleotides long. RefSeq lists its product as uncharacterized. The transcript has 2 exons. Bases 1 to 1821 code for a protein of 606 amino acids. NCBI's taxonomy places the organism in Eukaryota, Fungi, Ascomycota, Leotiomycetes, Helotiales, Lachnaceae. The record is from RefSeq and is a predicted model, not a curated record.